AUGGAUCAGCCCAGGUCCCCAUCCCACGCGGGCCAACGGGGGCUGCUCUGGCAGCUCCGGAGCCCCGGCACAGAGCAACCUGCAGGGAGGCGCCACGCGGGGUUCCCACUACCCGCCAGGGACCCGGUCCACAGGGCCAAACGGAGGGGUCUGUGCCGGUCGACACCCCAAGCCCUGUCGCGCCCCCACCUACCGUAUGGGACCGGCGGAGGAGAAGGCGCGGGCGCGGGCUCCCUGAGACAGCGUGUUCCGUCCCGGGAGGAAAGUUUGUGCCAUACAGAGGAGGCGGGGAGGACGUGGGCGCCGGUGGGUGGAGGCGGGGGUGGCGGCGCCGCGUGCUCGUAUGUCUGUCCCUCCGGCGAUCGGUGCGUCGGUCCCUCCCCGGAGCCCGCGGCCGCCGCGCUCUCGCUCGCUGCGCCCAGCGCCCGGCGCGCUCCGGCUCCAGCCCCGACGCGCCCCCGCCGCCGCCGCCGCGCGUCCGCCGGCUACACUUCCUCUUCCUCUGAACUCAUGUGCAAAAUAUGCUGCGCUGCAUCUUCAGGGAAAGCCUCGCGGCCCCUGACAGCAGCCGCUGGAGCCGUGGGCCCGCCCAGCUCUCCCUGCGCCCCCUCGGAGUUCCGCACGGUCACCUCCACGCGGCCGAGCUGCAAGCGACCCUCGCAGCCUCAGAACCCAGGGGUCAGGGGCACACCGAUCCUCCCUCCCAGCCCCUCCUAAUCAAGGUUGUGGGCUGUCAGGAGAGCGCCUGGGAGACUAGGAUCCCUCAAGAUUUGAGCCGGGAUGCUGAAAGGGCGACUGCCAUUAAGAGACCGUAUAAAGAUCACUGACAUGAGCUGCAUAUGCUGGCGGCCCCUCUGCUGUCAUUAUUUUAUGUGCUGGAAAACACUGC
Molecule: messenger RNA, 889 nt
Organism: Piliocolobus tephrosceles (Ugandan red Colobus)
Lineage: Eukaryota; Metazoa; Chordata; Mammalia; Primates; Cercopithecidae
Exons: 2
Coding region: 1-717 (238 amino acids)
Source: RefSeq, a predicted model, not a curated record